AUGGCAAUACUACAUCCCACGUCACGCGAUGGCGGCAUCAAGUACCAUAUCACUUUUGACGUGGUCGCACGGCUCUCAGAUCGCCACGAGGUCGAGAGCUCCCCAUGGAGUGCUCUCGUCAUGUUCGAGCUUAACGCCAUCGACCUUGCGGCAUUUAUGCAGCGGGCUCCCGGACACGGCGACUAUUACGACGACGCCAGCCCCGUCCUGACCUGGAGACUGCGCGAGUUCCCCGACAGCCCGGCCGCCGAAUCCCGUUGGACCGGACGUAUUAUCCUCUCUGCAACUCCGGGUCAGACGCUAUCCGAGUUCGGCCAAGGCGAGGUAAUGAGAGGGAACAUUACGAUGGCACGUGUCGAGAGCGCCUUCGGCAGAACGGUUUUUUGUUUCGACCCAGAAGGCUCGGUGGUUAUGAUUGUCGGCCUGCGAUGCUACGAAAGUUUGGAGGGCUAA
This is a messenger RNA of Lasiosphaeria miniovina, 453 nucleotides long. RefSeq lists its product as uncharacterized. The record is from RefSeq and is a predicted model, not a curated record. The transcript has 3 exons. NCBI's taxonomy places the organism in Eukaryota, Fungi, Ascomycota, Sordariomycetes, Sordariales, Lasiosphaeriaceae. The coding region runs from base 1 to 453 and encodes 150 amino acids.